AUUUCGGUUAAUUUCUUUGGAAAACUAGAGAAAAAGGACUCUUCUUUGUUCUUGUUUUUUCCUCACCGAUACAACAGGGAGAAGCAAGGCAUAUUCUGGUUGUACAGGUAGAGGCUUCUGUCAACAAUCAUCUACAUUUGGGUUUUCCACUGUAAGCCCCAGAACCCAUCUUUAUUUUUUUUCAUAGAAAUCGAUCCAUUUUCCUAUUUUUAUUGCAUUUGUAUUUCCAUGAUAGCUUUUCGAGGGAAAAACCCAUCUAAAGGUAAGGAAUCUUUGUCUUAUGGUGAUAUAUAUAUUAGUGUUGUUUAUAUUCCUUACUUCAGUGAUGAAUUUCUUUAUGGAGUAGUGGUUACUAGCUUUGGUGGGGUUCAGAUAUUUGAUUCUGAUUACCUCUACUUGAGGCUCACUUAGUUUGCUUCAGACAAUUUGCUGUUGUUGCUAUUUCGUUCUUAGUUUUUGACAUGUUCUUUCUCAAAAAUUUGUUUAUGGGGUUAAUUGAUUGUGUUUAAUGACUUGAAUGUUGGAGGUUGCUCUUGGAUUGUUUUUUUCCCCCUUACAAAUUCCUCCCUUUUUAUUUUCCAAUGAUUUCUUGAACUAUUUUCAUUUUGACAUCAAUGGUUCCAUUAAGAGGGAAUGAAUGGGAAGGAUAAGGGAUCUAGUAGUCAGAAUACUGUAAUUUCAGACAGUGAGAUAUUAGGCUUUCCUAGUUUUAGCUUAUUCAGCAUGCAUCAUAUUUUAAAAAGAUUUUUUUUCUUUUUAAGACAUUAAAACUUUUUUGUGCCAGAAUAACUUUUGGAUGUAAUGCAUUCAGUUUAUCUCAUUUUUUUCUGUUUUUUCGCAUUUUUCUUCUGUUUUUAAUUUGUUGUUUCUAUUUUUGGAUAGUAAGUUUGUGGUAAAUAAUUUGUAGUCGUGAUUUUUUAUUGGAGAAUCUGUGCUUUAUUUCUUAGGCUCUCCUUGAUUUUGCUUAAAAGAAUGCAGUGUGGCUGCUGGUUGUGGUGUUUCCUUGAUUUUGUAAAUUGUGAUUUUUUUUGUGCCUAAUUAUUUCAAUUGCAAUAGUGCUCUGUUUUCUGAUAUUUAUGUUCUGGAAUCCUGUGGCUCUGUUUUCUGUUAGCAUGAAAUCUUCAUAAUUUGGAGGAUAAUUCCACCUUGCUUUAUAAAGGGAGAGAAAAUAUAGAGCUAUAGAUGGCUUGGAAUCUUUGGUAAAUUGGAAUGCAUUUUUAACCUUAGGCUUUUCAAAGUGUCCCUGCCUUGUUGCUCUGUAUAACACUGCUUUGUUGUAAUAACGAUCUACAUUUAUAUAAACAUUGAUGAGUUAG
Messenger RNA from Rubroshorea leprosula, 1316 nucleotides. NCBI's taxonomy places the organism in Eukaryota, Viridiplantae, Streptophyta, Magnoliopsida, Malvales, Dipterocarpaceae. The record is from the annotation of a GenBank genome assembly.